GCUGAUCAAGCAGUGUAAUUUUAUACAUUACUGAAUCAGUGCAGGAGAAACCUGGAGGGACAAAGCAUCAUCUUCUCUUUGGACUGCACUGUAAAAUCCUACAGCUCUCUUAGCCCAGCCAUGCUCUGAUACAUUUUUUUCUCUCCUUUUUCUGAUUUUGGUGUGAAUGAUAGAGUGAUCUGAUGAUGGCUCUCGUUAUGGAACCUAUUAGCAAGUGGACGCCCAAGCAAGUAGUGGAUUGGAUGAAAGGCCUUGAUGAUUGCCUCCAACAAUACAUAAAAAAUUUUGAAAGAGAGAAGAUCAGUGGAGAACAGCUGCUACACAUCACUCAUCAAGAGCUUGAGGAACUGGGAGUCACUCGCAUUGGCCACCAAGAACUGAUACUGGAAGCAGUUGAUCUGCUAUGUGCAUUGAAUUAUGGUUUGGAGACCGAAAACCUGAGAACUCUGUCUCACAAGCUGAAUGCUUCAGCCAAAAACCUUCAGAACUUUAUAACGGGUAGAAGGAGGAGUGGCCAUUAUGAUGGCAGGGCCUCCAGACGACUGCCAAAUGAUUUUCUUACCUCUGUAGUUGACUUGAUUGGUGCUGCCAAGAACUUACUAGCCUGGCUGGACAGGUCUCCAUUUGUCAGCGUGACAGAAUACUCACUGCUGAAAAACAACAUUGUUCAACUGUGCCUGGAACUAACAACCAUUGUGCAACAGGAUUGUACAGUGUAUGAAACAGAAAAUAAAAUUCUUCAUGUGUGUAAAACCUUGUCUGGGAUUUGUGACCACAUCAUUUCGCUCUCAUCUGAUUCUCUGGUGUCACAGUCAGCACAUCUUGAGGUAGUUCAUCUCACCAGCAUUAUGCCCAGUGAGGGUUUGGGAAUGUAUAUCAAAUCAACAUAUGAUGGACUACAUGUAAUCACAGGAACAACUGAAAAUUCUCCUGCUGACCAGUGUAAGAAAAUCCAUGCUGGUGAUGAGGUAAUCCAGGUCAACCAUCAAACUGUGGUUGGCUGGCAGUUAAAGAACCUAGUAAAUGCAUUGCGGGAAGACCCAAACGGAGUGAUUUUAACCUUGAAAAAACGUCCGCAGAAUACCCUGGUUUCUGCUCCUGCCCUUCUGAAGAAUGUGAGGUGGAAGCCUCUUGCACUUCAGCCUGUAAUUCCAACCAGUCCAACAAGCAGUUCUACGACACCAACAAGUACAAUGGGCAUAUCCUCAAAAAUGGAGAACUCUGCACUCCAGGAUGUUUUCAUUCUGUCUCCUAUGUCAGGACUUUAUGGCCCCAGGGAUGAAAUUGGAAUAAUGUCUUGUGAUGACAUCAGCAAAUUUGGAAAGUCUGGAAUGAAAGGCUCUGAGUCUCCAAGCUAUUUUCUGGAGCAUGAAAGUGGGAAAUACUACACUUUAAUUGAAGGUGAAGGUCACCCCGUGGGCCCUGAGUAUGAAAGAAGCAGAGCUGCAGGAGUGCGGAGAAGAGAAAAAACACCCACUCACGGGGAUUUAAGGCCUGUUUCUAUGCCUACUGAAUACAGUUGGAUAGGGGAGUCAAAAGAACAAAACAUGUACAAGAGGGGAAGCAGAGACUCUGAGAAUUCACUCCUGCGCUAUCUGAGUGAUGACAAGAUACUGGUUAUCCAAGAAGAGCCUUUGACACAAAAAGACAACAAAAGGGACACAGGUCAUAGGUCAAGAAAAAAGGGCAAAACCACAAGCAGUCCAAACUAUCCUAUCAGUCCAUCUGUAUUGACAUCUACUAUUAAUGUUAGGCUUGAGCCUGGACAGCAAGAUAUCUUGAAUUUUUCACUAGCAGAAAACAAUACAGUUCCACUUUAUCACAGAGCAGGGGACACAGUCAGUGGAGACACUGAAAGAUAUGCAAGUUCUGCCAUUGACCAUCAAGGAAGCACAUCCAUGAGGAAGUCAUUCCAUUACGCUUCCCUCAGGGUAAAAAGCAGAAAAUGGACAAAAGGGAGCUCUGUAACGAGUGGGAGCAGAAGACGGAUUUCCUGCAAAGACUUGGGGCAUGGAGAUUGUGAAGGCUGGCUAUGGAAGAAAAAGGAUGCCAAAGGUUAUUUCACACAGAAAUGGAAGAAGUACUGGUUUAUUCUGAAGGAUUCAUCCUUGUACUGGUACACAAACCAGAAUGAUGAAAAAGCAGAAGGAUUCAUUAGUCUACCUGAGUUCAGAAUAGAUAGAGCAACUGAAUGCAGAAGAAAACAUGCCUUCAAAGCAUGCCACCCCAAAAUAAAGAGCUUCUACUUUGCAACAGACUGCCUUGAAGAAAUGAAUAGAUGGAUGAAUCGUUUGGGUCUCGCAGCAAUUGGUUACACACCUGAUGACAAGGAUAUUCAUCCAGAUGAAGCAGAUUACUGGAGCGAAAGCGACCAAGAUGACAUGGACGGCUCUUUAACCCUGAAGCAGGAAGGCUCUUCAACACUGUGUGACACUUAUCAUCGAACACCCUCUGUGAAUUCUUCAAGUCCAUUCCCUGAAGCCAAACACGGUCGACACUUUUCAAGUGAAUCAACAUAUUCUCAUUCUUCAGCCGAGGAUUCUCGCCAAGAUGUAGCAGGAAGCACACACUCCUCGGGAUGCAGACCUCCCUACCGAGAAAGACGAUCGUGGCAGGAUCUGAUAGAGACUCCGUUAACCAGUUCAGGGCUCCAUUUUCUUCAGACUGUUCCUCCUGAUGCGGAGUACAUGAGUGGCCAGCCUGGAAUGUCACCGGACAAACGAAGACAAGCAACGCUGCCAGUACAAAGGCGUCAUAAUUAUGAGCAGGAGGGGCCUUUCCCUUUGGUGGAAUGUCAAAAGGGACAUAGCUCUCACAGCAGGCCACAGAAGCAACGCAGUCAAAGCCUUCCCCGAAACAGAGAUGUCAGGGGUAAGGGAAAUGUAAAAUCCAUAGAAGGAACAGAUGAGAAGCUAGAAGAAAAUAUUCCUAUUAGAAGGCAUAAUAGUUUCUGUGCAGAAGAAAACAUAAAAGAAAUUGGAGAAAGUACAGAUGGCCUGCAAGAGCUGUACAAAUCUCUGGAACAAGCUAGUUUGUCAGCUUUUGGAGAGCAGCGUCCUUCCACGAAGCAGGAGUUCCGCAAGUCAUUUGUAAAGCGAUGUAAUGAUCCAGUUGUCAAUGAAAAGCUUCACCACAUCAGAGUUCUCAAGAGCACUUUAAAAGCGAAGGAGGGGGACCUCACAGUUAUCAACAGCCUUCUGGAUGAUCCCAAUUUAACAUCAAAGAAGUUUAAAGAUUGGAAACUAAAGAACUAUGAGUUUUUCCUGGACAUUUGUGAGUACAGUGCUGCUGUAAAAUCUCAAAAUGGAGCCUCUGAACUUGCAACCUCAGCACCGAUGCUGACACAUACACACUCGUUCAUUGAAACUCACGUGUGACAGGACUCAUAUCCUGAAUAAUUGCUGGGUGCCAUGAAAAAUCGAUUAAGAGAAACACUGUAAUAUUUAUUGAUAAUGUGCUCAGCAGUACUGUACAUAAAUUGGAUAAGAGAAUAGUGCCACAGGAUGCCUACUACAUUGCAUGAUAAGACAAUAAUAUUCUUUAUUAAUUUUUUUGUUUGCUAUUAUCAACCAAUGUCCGUACCAAGCUCUGCAUUAGAAAGAAGCAGUGCAGAAGUGUAACUGAAAAAUAAAUACCAGUAUAUUUAAAGUACUGUACUAAAACUAAGCUUAUAGUAUGAGCUCCUACAAUCAUUUUAUAUAUUUAGAUAUCUAUAAAGACAUAUCUAUGUAUAUAAAAUGUGACAUGGUAGUUGACAUUUACUUUUAAAAUGCCCUAAAGUUCACAUUUUCACACCUUUUUCUUGAGAAAAAUAUAAAAUGAAAACAAAAAUACAUUGGCCACUCUUAGAGAUGAACGUUUAUUUUUGCAACAUUUCCAGGUAGUGACCAUCUCUGCAAAUAAAAGGACAGAGUUAUCAAAAUGUAAACUCAAUCCCUAUAGUGUGCCUUAAAAUGUACACUGUACAUCUAGCAAAUAGAUCCCAAUCUGGCCCUAUGGGCAUACUGUACAUGCCAUUUAGAUACUGUGUUUGUAACAUACUGUGCCUGCCUUUAAAAUGAAUGAACACAAGCGAGCAGGUGUGGCACAGAGGUUAAGCUAUGAGUAGAACAAUGUUGGCUGUUCACUAAUGCUGCAACUUAAACUGAUUUUAAUAUAAUUUGAAGUAUUUCAUGGUGAAAGAAAAACAUCUGCGCUGAAUAUGGUACAUACUGCAGGUUUUCAUAGUUUCUUCACUGUGAAUUUAAGCGACAUGUGACUGUGAGUCACAAAAUUCAAAAAAGCUCUGAUGCUUCAAGGACAAGAAUCAAGCUGAAAAAAGAUCCUGAACUAAUCUAUUAAAUUCUGUAAUAGACUGACAUCUAGACAUCUAGAGCUGAGAAAGUUAUUCAAAAUUAUGUAAUGUCUGGCAAUAAUUUUUAACCGUUAGUAGUACAUUAGCAAGUGAGUGAAGUUAUUCAAUACAUCAUUUGAAAACCAAUCUGUAUCGAUUGGUUUGGAAAGACACACGUCACACAGUGUAUUUCACUUCCUUGCCUGGAUGAGAAUGAUUUCUAAGAAUCAGAUUUUGGAGAAAAUACUUGUAUUCUUGAAAAAGAAAAAAAGAAAAAAGAUUGCUCUGAAUGCUACUGAACAUAAAUUUCAAACAUCCAUUCACAAUUUUCUUUGACUAUGCUUGCUAGAAUAUCUCUAGAGAGCAGAACAAAGGGGAUGUGAAUACAACUGAUGCCAUUUCACUUAAACGCAGGUAUUCACUGCUAAGUUUUUCACAAGAUAAACCUAGUUGUCUCUCAGACAUCAAGAACUGUAAAAUUCAUACAUUCAAUAUAAUAUAGGAAAAAACAUUAUCUCAAUGAGGUCCUAGUAUCCAGGAAGAGAUUUAAUUAUUCACAAAGCCAGAGCUGGGUGAAGGUAGCCUGUUUGUUUAGUUCAGUCUCCACAAAGCAGCAGUGGUGGGUUGACCUUGGCUGGUUUUAGAGCCAGCUGGAACUGGCCGUGUCCAACGUGGGAGCAGCCCUUGGUCUUUUCUCAGAGAGAUCACCCCUGCAGCCCCGCUGCGACCAAACUCUUGCCAUGUAAACCCAAUAUAGAAGCUGAAGAAACACAAUUCGGAUUUGUUUUUUACUCUCAUUUGCACUGGCCUUUAUCUGAACCACAGUAGAUGCGGUGAUUAAACGUUAAUGGUCUAUCGCAAUAUAAGCCGUUAUUAGUAGCGUUACAGCUGUUUUGAGUUCUCUGCAUCACACAGGCAACUGAGUCACAGCAUCACUGCAACAACCACAUAACAACAGUUGGAUAGAACAUACAUGAAGGCAUGUUUCACCUGCUGCAACAGCCUAAUUAACUCCAUACUUCAGAAUCACUGAAGACAACGUCUCCUUAAAUGCAUGCUUGGAGCCUGAUCAUAUUUCCAUUGAAGCUAACAGCAAAACUCCUGUGACUUCAGAGGAUCACACUGUAUGUAUCUUGAUUGAAUAUUAAACAUGCACUUCACCCUCUGCCUAACCACCCAAGAUAAUAAAAAAGGUACAGGAAAUAGAGAACAACAACUUGCCACCACAGGGUUUCACCAAUAUUGGAGUUGCAGUAUUCAUGGAAAACAUAGAAAUAAAUUGAAAUAUAUUUACUGGACGAUAUUUACUGGUAGAUACUGGACAACUGAAUAGUUGGAAGCAUUAAUAGAGAGAAUUUGCCUAGCUUUUUUUCAUAUCGGAUCUCUAAAAGUUAUAUAUUUAAUUAUUUUUUAAUACCAUCCUUCAUAUAAUGUAGGAGAAAUAUUACAUAGUGAAGCAAGCAAUGGGGUAAAUUACAGAAGCCAUUUAGAAACCAAUUCAUACUGUAUGUGCAAGCAGUGGCAGAUGGUCACAGAAUUAGUUAAAUGGAUUUAACUUUCUAAAUCCAUAAAGAAAUUUAAACAUGUCCUUUGUUUUAAAUUGAAAGGAUGGUUUGUGUUUUUAUAAUAAAAAUAUCUAUGUGAUUUUAAAAUAGCUUUCAAAAAGGAUUUCAAAUGCCACUGUAUUGUAACUCAAAACAGAAAUGACAAUUUUCCACUGAGCAUAUUCAAUGAAGUGCCCAGUAAACAAUGAAACAAGAUAUCUCUCUUCUAAAAUCCUACUUAUAGAUACAGCUCAAAGUGACAAACAUCAUAAGGAAAAUAUAUUUCUCAAAAAUAACACAAAUAGUAAGGAAAAUAGAUAAUCUUGAUUUUCAUUGCUGAAAAUUAAAAAAUGUUUCUGAAAUAUGAGUAGAUGAGAUAAAAACUUGAGAGAUCAUACUUUUGCUCAGCUUAUCUUUAAAAUCUUUCAAUGUCAUGAUUUCAUCUUUUCUGAAAUUCUCAGUCAUGAGUCUGUAUUCUGCUCUUGGAGAACAGCUCUCAUCAAACAUGAUUUGCACUGAAUAGGCAAGAUAAAUUAUACAAGACAUUCAUAAGAUGAACUGAUACACACUGGAGAAAUUUCCUAUAAUGGAGUUAAGAUUAACAGGCAGAAGAGUUUGAAAGAUUUGUCUAGCCUUGCUUAUGCCUCAGAGCAAGCAGAAUCUAAUUGUUAAAUUAAGCAAUACGGAGACUUUAUUCUUUCACAAACGUCAGCUGGCAUUUGUGAAAUGUCAUUUCACAAUAAUUUUGUCAUACUUUUUGCAUGUGUACUCAACUCCUUACUACCACUAGUUUUUCUUUCUGGAUCUAGGUACUAAUCGAGCUGUACUAUAUAGAAAGUAACGUACAAAGUCACCAUAGCACAAUUAAUUGGAAUUUCAUUAUAUUUGAAAUAAUUGGAACGCAAAGUGCAAUACAGAUAUUGUAUUUAAAAACUGAUGCCGCAAAUCCUGUUUACAUAUUAAAAUAUAUCAAAUUCUCCUGGACUGAAACGUACUUAAACACACUCUACAAUGCAGCUGAAAUUAUUGUGGUAGUCUUGAGCCCAUAUUUUUAAAUGAGAAAAAAAAAAUUCUUUGCUGUUGAGUUCACCAAGGGAAAUAAACAGCACCAGUACAAUACUUCUAUUAAUUUACUAGAUUUCCUGCCUGAAUGCUUAAAUAAAACUCGGUUCUUAACAUACACAACUACAUGAAGAGAUUGUUUGGAUGCAUUUUAUUUAUCCAGAUCUUACUUAGUGUCUUCAUUCAGAAUUCCUGCAGGCAAAAUGCCCCUCAGCCAGCAGACUUUCUCUAUGACUCCACAAGCUUAGUCCUUUUGUUACCGCCUAUUUCUUAUUGUAACUGAUUUAAUGCUCCCCCUAAGCUACUGAUCCCCCUCCUUUUUUAAAACCGUUCUGUAUUCAGUGAGAUCUCAGAUCUUUGAAAGCUAUCCUGGUAGCUAUCUCAGCAGCACUUCCUGAGAAAGCUGAGACCUUUUUCUUGGUUUCAUUAAUUUAAGUGAAAACUUUCCUGAGCUUACUCUAAUUAAUAUGAACAAGAAGUAGUGAAAGGAGGAGGAGGAGGUUGUCAUCAGUCUGUAUGUCCACGUUCUUUAGUACAACUAAUGCAGAAAUACUGGGCCCACGCGCAGUGACAUUUGCCCUCACAGUAAUGGGGCUGUGCGGGAUUGUACGGGCGUCUCUACCCUCCGUGACACAGGCGGGUGCUUCACUCCACGGGCAAAAACCACCCUGAGGUUUCAGCAGCUUCUGAUACAGUUGUAGUGUCUCAAACACAUCACGAGCACUUCUUGAACUGCUUUAGCACCCUAAGGAAAGACUGAUCAAUUGCUAGGAAAAGAUUUUGGAGGAUGAGAUUUUCCAUCUUUUCCAGGCAGGGAAUUCUAAAUAUGUCAGUUAAUAUUCAGAUCUAGACUGCUCUAAGCUAGAAACGUGGUACACCACUUGCUUUUUCCCAGGAAAAAGAAGUGUUGCAGAGAAUUGCUAGAUGUACAUGGGCACUUAACUUUAUUCUUACUGUCUUCAGCAAUUACAGCCUUCCAGGCUAAAACACUCACUCUCUGAUCCGAGGUUUUGUGAAGGAUGGUGAAGGCACCUUUGAAGGGGUUACUUUAAAGAGGCAUUAGGAAGUGCUCCGCCUCAUCAAAAAUGGCAGAAUUCUACUGCUGACCUUUUGAAGAUUUCACUUUGAAUGUUAAUGGGACUUCUGGAAGAAAAAUGAAGAAUCUGGUAGAAAUUCUUCAACACAAAUCUGAGGAGAACAAAGUAAACUCUUCUCUCUCUUAUCUUUGUCUCAAGUAAUACAAAGUAGACCUAAGCCCAUCACAUACCUUGUUUGCCAUAUUCUUUCAUCAUGUAGUCUUAAUUGUCUUUGAAAUUGAUAAGAGCAUUCCUUUCUGCAAAAAAACUAGUGGUACCUAUGACCAAGGCGAUAUAUCUGGGGGCUGUUUACAUCCUGGUAAACCUUGGCUGUUGGCCCCUUGGGGUGGGACAGCUCUGCCAGGCAGAGCUAUUUUGUGACAUUGCCCCAGAGGUUUGGACAAACUCUUCAUGCAGCUGGGGCCAAAGUGCUGCAAAUGUGGGGUGUUUAAAACAAUCCUUGGCGAAGGCAAGAUGCAGCACAACUGAUCAACACAAACUUAAGCCCCAUCUGCAAUGCCUGCCAAAACUGUAAUACAAAGGAAGCCGACCAUUUUUAGGUACAGUUUAAACACUAAAUCUGUUCGCAUAAGCAAAUCUUGUAUCUCUGCAGAGAUCCUGACUGCUGUCUCUGGACUCAGUCCUGAGGGAUUCAUUAAGAGGGCACAGGUCUGUGUAUUCCUGGGCCUCAGCCCUGAAAAUACCAUUUAUAGCCCACCCAAGUUCAUGUAGCAUAAUCUGAGAAAUAAGUGGUAACUUCAUCUCAUAAAGGAUUUUAAAUUUUUCACGCUAGGGAAUCUGUGCGUUUCUAGGGAAGACAAGGGCACAGGUUAUAGCAAUGCCUUUUCGCUUGCGGUGUAGGUUUGUAGAUCUUCCACAUACCACAUGCCUUAGACCACUGAGCUUAAAAUCUCAUUAGAGACAACACACCACCUUCCCUGUGACCAAAUAAUGUUCAUUUACCUCUAGUACAAAAAAUGGGUAAUACCAGGAAAGAAGCAAUAUUAGCUAAUUAAUUUAUAUUAAGUAAUAAAAAGCUCUUUUUUCUUCUCGAAUGCUUCCCUCAAAAAAGCUAAGGUUCUGAGGAACUUUUCCAGGCACACUACCGCAGGGAUAGGUUCCCCCUCUGCUCUUACCCCGCCGAGUUCCCGCUGUGUGGCUGAGGCUCUCGGUUAGCCAGGCAGGCAUCUGAAAAUCAAACCUGAGCCAAAUCACUUGAUGAAUAGAAUAUACAUUGCUAUUUAAACAGAAACUAGUUGAUUAGAACAAUUAUUUUCUUUACUCCCAUUACACAUAACCAUAAUGAUGAACUUCUGAUCAGUUCCAUCCAGCAAUGUGUAGGCAAGCAACUCUCUAUUCUUGAUACAACUCAUAGAGGAAGAAGCAUCUUCUUAAAGCUUAGUUUCUGUGUUUUACAGUUUAUACCAUACUUCUACAUUCAGAAUGAGGAUUACAUAUAAUAUCCUUUAAUCUUUUAUCAGUUUUUGAGAUAGCUGAUAUACUACUGGGACCUACUCUUAAAAAAAGUAUUUAAAAAAUUCAGACAGAUACUGCCUGUCAUUAUCUUCAGGAAAAGAACCAUAUUCAUUCUUAAUGCAGGCCAGACAGUUUAUUUUUAUCACACACGCAAGUGUUAAAAGUGACAACUAGGGGCUCUGCUGUAUGCAUUAAUGCCACUGUACGAGCAGUAUUUGAAAGAAAGCAAUGUUGUAAAAAUUAUAAAAUAUGUCAACAAACAGUUGUUUGACCAGCUAGGCCCUCUAGCUCCUGUCCUCACAUUUUUAGAAUAUUGUUCAUUCUCAGGCAUUGCUGAGGGUAUCAAUACAGAUCUUUACUAGCUGUAAAUGCAUCUGAAUGCUGCAGAUUAAAUAAGGACGCCACAUUAUACAUACUGACUCUGUUGCAUUUUUUUCACUAGCAACCAUGAAACAAGUAUGUCUUAACAAAUCAUGUUCACUGGCCAAAAUACCAGUAAGACCCUGUUACCAGUUAAGACUUCUGUUUUACUGAGAAACAAGGAUUUCAGCUUAGAAAUCUGAAAAGAGAACAGGUUAGGAUAUAAGAGAAAUGCACUAGUAUUAAUAAACUUUUUACAUUUGACACAUACUGUAUUACAAAGAAAA
Athene cunicularia (burrowing owl) is the source of this 10138-nucleotide messenger RNA. RefSeq names its product connector enhancer of kinase suppressor of ras 2-like. Gene Ontology annotation, cellular component: membrane; cytoplasm. The transcript is spliced from 24 exons. The record is from RefSeq and is a predicted model, not a curated record. NCBI's taxonomy places the organism in Eukaryota, Metazoa, Chordata, Aves, Strigiformes, Strigidae. Gene Ontology annotation, molecular function: protein binding. Gene Ontology annotation, biological process: regulation of signal transduction. The coding region runs from base 183 to 3377 and encodes 1064 amino acids.